This is a messenger RNA of Malus domestica (apple), 516 nucleotides long. The record is from RefSeq and is a predicted model, not a curated record. Lineage: Eukaryota; Viridiplantae; Streptophyta; Magnoliopsida; Rosales; Rosaceae.
AUGGCCAAACUUUCAGUCAUAGAUUUCUCCAAAGAGGACUGCUUGAAGCCAGGGAUAAGUUCUUGGCUCUCAAUCUACAACGAUGUAUGUCGUGCACUCGAAGAACUUGGUUGUUUUGAGGCAAUAAUGCCCAACGAUGUUUACUCGGAGCUUCAAAACAACAUCUUUGCUGCAGUGAAGGACUUGUUUGAUGCCCCUAGUGAGCUCAAACCCAAAAACCGAUACGAAGGAAAUCCCUACUGUGGCCAUUUCACUUAUAACAUAGUCAUGAAGGUUUGGGGUAAUAAUACAGAUGUGUAUGCAAAUGUGAUGCGUAAGCCAGAUCAAGCCGUGACGAUGAUGGUAUUUGAAAACUAUGGUGUAGAGAAGUUUGAAGUCAAGACAGAGUACGACCCGGCAAUCAUAGAGUCAACACCAAGGGAAAUGAUGAACCAAGACUCAAUUGGGUUGUUUGCUAUGAAGGUAGGGGAAACAAAUACACUUGAGGAACUUGUUGACGAAGAUAUAAAACAGUAA